AGCCUUCCCAAUUGCCUUUAAAGGACUAUGUACCGCCAUCUAAAUAUGGGCAUGCAUUCGCAAUGGAUUUUAAAGAAUUGUACAAGCACCACAAACUUGGGCUGAUGGUCCAUCGCGUCUCGCGCCGCUCCUUUCGCGUUUCUUUCACAUCCAGGAGGAAUUCAUUUAGACUCUUUUCUUGCAUCCUUUCCUAACUAACAGCUCUAGUAAUUAAUGGAUUUUUUCCAAAGUUAACAGAAGUGGGAAAACACGCGGAUAUGUUCAGUUAAUUUAACGGGAGUCUUACUCAAGGACCAGACGUAUAACGCAACUAUGUCCAGGAGGAAGGUGAGGGGGCUCACCAAAACCGGGCGACAGGUGAGCGAGGACCCGGACCUCGACAAUUUACUGUCGAACCUGUCGCCCGAAGAAAUGGAGGAGUUGCAGAAAGAGGUUUCGGUCGUUCCUGACCCGGAUCCGAGUGAAAUAAUAAUUGUGGACCAAACGGAUUUUAAACCAACCGCGUGUGUUAAAAAGGAUUCUCAGUUGGGCAGCCAGGCUGAAGAUUUCAAAAGCCGCUUUCAGAGAAACCUGUCCACCGAGGGAGAGCCCAAGAAGGAGAGCCGGAAACAAGAGUACCUGCGCAAAAUGGGCCUAAGCCAAGAGAAAAAUAUCUCCAGGUCUGACAGCAGAGAUGAAGGUCUUCAGAGACAAAGUAGCCUUACCACCUCUUCUUCCUUCUCGAAACAUGACAGCAGAAUGGAGGACAAGAACCGCAGACUCACAGAUGAGAACAAAGAUGACAAAGCUGGCCCUUCUCCCCUUUCCAAAAAGGACGAGGAGAGUGAGGGGAAUGAAGAGGUCAAGGAAAAAGAACAAAAUAAUUGGAGUAAGCUCAAGGACAGAAAAGAUGUCAGGGAAAGUAGUAGCAGCAGCAGCAAAACCAAAGAAUUAAUAUCCAAGCUCACAGAGAAAAAAGAGGAUAGUAUAGACAAAAACAGAAAAGAAGACAGUCGGAAAAGUCAAUCUGGAGAAAGUAGAACAAAGGAGAUGAUCUCUAGGAUAUGGGAGAAAGAGGAGAAGGACAGGGAGAGGAUGGAAGAGAUUAGGAAGAUUAGGACUUCCAGGUUAGAGGAAAAGCAAAAUCAAGUUGUAGAAAACAAGACAGAGGGCAAUAUGUUGAAUGAAAAGAAGAAGGACGUGGAUGUUAAACAAGUAACAAAGUCAAAUGAAAGUGGGAAAGAGGGCCCCGAGCCGGAAAAGGCACAAAAGGGUGAGGAAAACAUGAAGAUGAAGGGAAGAGGGAAUGUUCAGGAACACAGUGAGAUCGCAAAUGAGGUUCAUGAAUCAGUCAAGGAGGAGAAGAUUGGAAACUGCGUAUCAGACACCAUUUCAAAAAGUAAGAACAAAGAGGAGGAAGAGGAAGACGAGUCAGCAAGCAUGUUUGAUGAAGAUUUGGAGAGAGUUCAUCGCAAUGAUCCGGAGAUGACUGACCUCAAUGUAAACAACUCUGAGGUAAUAAAAACCAAAACGCUAGUUCAGUUUGCAGAGGCCUUGAAAAACAACACACACAUCAAAACGUUUUCUUUGGCUAACUGCCGUGCCGAUGACCAUGUGGCUUAUGCUAUUGCCGAGACCUUACGCAAUAACAAAAGUAUCACAAGCAUCAAUAUGGACUCCAAUCUUCUUACCAGCAAAGGCAUCAUGGCUCUAAUCUACGCCCUCCAGCACAACUCCACACUCACUGAGCUACGCUUCCACAACCAGCGGCACAUCUGUGGAGGCAAGUCUGAGAUGGAAAUGACCAAAGUUUUGAAAGAGAACUCUACUCUUCUGAAACUGGGCUACCACUUUGAGCUAGCUGGCCCUCGUAUGACCAUGACCAAUAUUCUCAGUCGCAACAUGGACCGCCAGCGGCAAAAGCGGCUGCAGGAACAGAAGCAGGCUCAAGCCCAAGGCUCUGGAGACAAGAAAGAUUCAUUAGAAGUUCCGAAAACUGGCUUUGGUAAAGGUUCCCCCAGAGCCUCUCCCAAGCCAUCUCCAAUACCUUCACCCGCCCCGUCACCUGAGUUGACGCAUAAGAAAGGGGGCAGUGGACCUGGUGUUGGACCACCUCUCCUGCCACCACCUGGAGGUCCACCACCACCUCCACCUCCAAUGCUAGAUGGAGACUUCCUAAAAAACUCCCUGACACCUGUGUCACAGAGGAAGCUUAAAGAUGGGACUGGAGGAAGAGGUGGAACGCGAAACUCAAGGGACCAACUUCUUGCAUCCAUUCGGGGCAGCAAUGUCAAACAGCUCAAAAAGGUUGCAUUACCAAAGCUUUUGCAAUAAGCAGGCAUAGUGCAGAGAGAGAGAUUAACGUGGAUGAAGAAAAAGGAACAGGAAUGAAAGGACAGACAUCUCACAGACCUUAAGAAGACACUCUGAUCUUCCAUACAGAGUCUUCCUGCUGCCCUAUAGUAUGGAUGGGCCCUAUAGUAUGGACGGGCCCUAUAGACGGGCAAGGACUCGUAUAUGGUGUAGUAUGGAUAGUAUGGACUGUAGAAAUGAAUGGAAGCAUGGUGCCAUCAAGAUGGUCUGAGGCUUAAAUGGCUGGUGGAACUGCAGAGUUGAUUCCUUGCUUGUCAUUUGCACUAAAUGAAUAAUUUCAAAUUAUAGAUUUAUAAGUAUGUGUGUGUGUGUGUGUGUGUGUGUGUGUGUGUAUGUAUGUGUGUGUGGCACAGUCUGAAUUUUGAGAAGAUGUUUGUGUGGUUGUUUCUGCAGCUUAAUUGGAUCUUACAGCUGACUGCAUUGAACAAUGUGGGAAAAAACAAAUCACCUAGAUUUAAUUAUUUUAUUUUGGGUUUGGGAAUCUCUAUAUCAAAAGCUCUUACUGAUCAGGGAAUAAUAAUAAUAAUCAAGUUAAUAGCAAUCAAAUUAAUCACUGUAAAGUAUCAUUUUUACCACCCAUUUGUAAUUUAUCAACAUUAAAUGAAACAUUUUUAUUUUACCUGUGAAUAGGAAUGGAAGUAUUCUCUGCACCAAAAGUUUAAUGUACCUCACAUGCUUCGAAGACAAUUCAAUAUAUUUUCAUGCUUGUAUAAAUAUGAUCUCGUUUUUUUCAAGAGCACAGCUAGUGAACCUUUUAACAGACUGUUAUGCUCAAAGAAAAUAAGCAGUAUCAAGCUCAAAUUUUGUGAGUGACACUCCUCUUCAGGUUCCAGCUGGGAAAAUUGAAAAUUUAAUUUGUGUUGUUUAGAAAAUGUAAUUUGUGUUGUUAAGAAAAUUUAAUUUGUGUUUAAUGAAUCUGCCUGAUAAAGAUAUGAGUGGUCCAACAAAAAAGUGCCGGGGUCAUGUGAUUUUAUUUUAUUCUUGACCUCCAGAGUGCAAUGGGUCCAGAUCAGAACCAUUGAUAGAUUGAACAUUUCAGAGUAAUGAAUAGCUCUUUGCAUGAUAAAAACAGACUGUUACACAGAUCCCAAUAAAGGGCUGUAGCACGCUUCCAGAUAUACAAAGAGUUCCUUGGCUGGGGAAAAGUUAGUGAUCUAAUGCAUUGUUGCAAAUGCCAUGUAAUUCUGUUUAGCUCAUUUGGCCAUGAGAAUAAAGAGCUAUACAUAAAGACUCUGUAGGAAUGGUAUAGUGCACUUUUUACGCCGGUAAUCCCUGUGCAUUUGAUGGCCCUGUUUGGUACACACUGUAAAAUAAAUUUGACCUGGUCAAAGGUUACAGACAUACAAGAAUGUUCUAUAAUAUGUACUGUAUAAUCUUCUGAUAAGUGGCAGAUGUUUGUAUUGUAAAUGCAUAGAUUACUAGUAGGAAAUAAGUACCAUGCUGCACCAGAGCCAGUUGCUCAAAUGUCUGAGUCCGUUUGAAAUGGGCUUCUCCUUCAGAGUCUGAAAGUUGAUUGGAAUUAAAGGAUGUUUGUAGUUUGUUUAUAUUUUGAUUGCCCCUGCCCUGACUAACCCUCUGCACUCAUGAAAUUUCUAUAUUUGGUCAUUUCUCUAUGAAGGCUCAGUCUGAAUCUCAUUCUUUUCCCUUUCCUAAUAAUGGGAACACUGCCAACGGUCUGUCUGACUGAGAAUUGGCUCUAGCGGACACAUAAUGGAGGAGGGAAAGAGAAAAAGAGAGACUUUUAAUGUGUUUUAAGCUGGUUAUGUAGAUCUUAUGUGUACUAUCUCAUUAUUGAUCGGUAGAGGUGUAAAGUAGCUACUUGA
Myxocyprinus asiaticus (Chinese sucker) is the source of this 4175-nucleotide messenger RNA. RefSeq names its product leiomodin-1-like. Bases 313 to 2313 code for a protein of 666 amino acids. Gene Ontology annotation, molecular function: actin binding; tropomyosin binding. Gene Ontology annotation, biological process: myofibril assembly; pointed-end actin filament capping; muscle contraction. The record is from RefSeq and is a predicted model, not a curated record. Gene Ontology annotation, cellular component: myofibril; striated muscle thin filament. Lineage: Eukaryota; Metazoa; Chordata; Actinopteri; Cypriniformes; Catostomidae. The transcript is spliced from 3 exons.